AUGGCUCAACAGUCCGCAAUUCCUGUUGCAAGUAACAAUAAUAAUAGUAGUAAUUUUGGACGAAAAAAUUUCUUGCUAAAAUCUGAGUUAAGGUUAGCCCAGGGAAAUUCGCAUACCGCCAUUAACAACAACGAAUUACAUUAUGCCAGCAGUGAAAACGUAAACGAGACCAAUAAACUUGCCAUUAGUGACAUGAAUGAUAACAAUGCCAACUGCAGUAGUCAAAAUCAUUUAAAUUUAACACCGAACGGACGCUUCAUUGAUAACAAUACAGACUGCAAAUCACUGCAUGGAACGUCAGUUGAGCAAUUAGCAUUACUUGGGCACGUGAAGACUAAUUCUAUUUAUUCCUUUCGCGAACAGUUACCGUCAACUUCAUUUACAUCACAGCCAUCAUCUACUUCCUUACUUCAUUCUGCUACUUUUGUGCCUAGUAAUUUCCAUCAUAUGCAAGCGGACCAUUCAUUAGAAUGCAUUUUUGAUCAUUCUCGCAAAGAAACUAUACUUCCAGUCUGUCAGAAAAAAACUUAUAAUAUUGGAUGUCAACCUUCGAUGAAAGGAAACGAAAGACAGCUUUGGUGUAUUGAUUCAGGUGGUAACAAUGAAGAUUCUGCUUAUGUGGAUGAAAAGUAUGCAAGUGACUUAGAUAUGUCAUGGUAUUCUCAAAAUUUGAGCUAUGCUGAUAAUAAUAAUAGUGGCGAUGAUGCAGAAUACAAUCUUUUUCACAAUGAAGAGCUUCAAUUUGAUCAAGCGAGAUUCAUAGCAUCUGCAGCGGAAAAAUUAUUAACAGCUGAUCGAAAUAUGAAAGAAGCACAACGUUUGAGUUCUUCUAUUUCAAGAAUAAGUCGAACUCGAAACUUAUUCAAUUUAGUCUUCCAUCGUAAAUUGCUACCAUCUAUAAUCAGCAAUCCAGUGCUAAUAAGCAGUACAAAAUCACCACAAUAUUUACAUAGUUUACCUGAAGUACUAGCUUCUCAAAUCAAUCAAAACGAUAACAGUAAAAUUUCGCAGCGCAAUGGAACACGAAAAACAAACAGAACUAGAGAUACUAUCAAAGAGGUGUUGGAACACUCAGGUCCUUACCCACAGAUCGUUCCACCUGCUGGUGGUGGCUACUGGAUGGAUGGUGUGAGUAGCUGUACAAUCAGUAUUGAUGAUGAAGUGGUUGGAUGCUGCCCGGCUACUAGUAGUUGUGCUAGGUCUAAGCUUGAAACUGAUGAUACUUCACAUUGUUACAGGCGACAUUUUGUUGGCAGGGAACAUCAUGAUUUUUACGCAGUAGACAAUAACUUGGGGCCAUUAGUGUUAUCAGUACGAACAGAACUGAUAUCCUCACAAGAUCAUUUUCGAAUUAUGCUACGAACAAGGCAUGGAACAGUACAUGAAAUUGUUCCUGCCUCGGUUAAUUUGUUAGCACUAGCUGACCGACCAACUGCAAGUCGAAUGGCACGUUUAUUAUGUGAUGAAGUUACAACAGAUAGAUUUAGCCCGGUUGCUUUCCCGGGUGGAACAGAAAUGAUUCUGAAAUAUGACGAACACGUUUUAACAAAUACAUACAAAUUCGGUGUAAUUUACCAACGAUUUGGACAGACGACGGAAGAAGAACUUUUUGGAAAUGCAACUCAUUCAGAUGCAUUCGAUGAAUUUCUGAAUAUUAUUGGUGAACGAGUUAAGCUCAGGGAUUUUGAAGGUUAUCGUGGUGGUUUGGAUACACAACAUGGUCAGACUGGUGCAGAAUCGAUUUAUUGUCAAUUCCGACAACGGGAAAUUAUGUUUCACGUAUCAACUAUGCUGCCCUAUACUGCUGGUGACACGCAACAGUUACAACGCAAACGACAUAUCGGCAAUGAUAUAGUUGCCAUUGUUUUUCAGGAAGCAAACACUCCAUUCUCGGCUGAUAUGAUUGCAAGCAAUUUUUUGCACGCUUUCAUUGUUGUUCAACCAAUUCAUCCAUGUACAGACAAAGUACGCUACCGGGUGUCUGUAACAGCACGAGAUGAUGUCCCGUUUUUUGGUCCUACUCUUCCUGCACCUUCUAUUUUCCGGAAAGGUCAAGAAUUUCGAAACUUUUUGCUCACCAAAUUAAUCAACGCUGAAAAUGCUGCUUAUAAGUCGACUAAGUUUGCCAAACUUGCUGAACGAACACGAUCAUCUCUUUUGGAUGCUCUUUACGGUAAUUUAAAAGAACGCGCGCAAUUCUAUGGUCUACCAUUGCUAGAAACAACAGAUACUACAUCACAUCCCAUUGGCAUUUUCCAUUCUGUUAAAAAAGUCCUAACGGGAAGAUCACGUUCAGUAUCGCAAGAUGUUCCAACCACGUCUUGUGCAACACAGUCCACAAUUAUAACAAGCAUAAGUAGCCCCAAAAAUACGAAUCGUAAAUCGUACAAUGCUAUUGAUACUAUUUCAAGUUCUACAGCAUCAACUAGUGGAGCAGGAAGCAGCAUUCAGCAAUAUAACUCGUCUAAUGAAUUCAAAAAACCAACAAUUGAAAAUCAACAUCAAGAGCCUGAUGAUGUAUACAGUAUCCGUGGUGAGAAUCCUGCUGGACUACUAUUACCAUCUCAAAAUCCAAUCUUGAAAACGACUGACCUAUGCAAACAUAAUUACGGAGAGUGGGAUUUGUCAAGUGGUGAGAAUGAGAGUACCGAAAUGGGUCAUGAUUCUGACACCGGCCUGGAAUCACUGUCAUCAGCUGAAGUAGUACAUUCCAUUCGAGUACCGUGUAGUUUCUGUAUCGAUCGUCAAGUGCCAUUACGUGAAGAAGAGAUGAAACGUCUUAAUGAACUUUUGAACGACGUAGAAAAAUUACGAAGUGAACGAACGGAUUUGUUGCGUCAAAAUGUUACUUGCAAAACAGAUAUCAAAAAGUUGAAACAGCGACAAUCAGUAUUAGCUGGAGAUCUGGAUAAAGCGAACGAAGAAAUUGCCAGAUUACGUAAAAUGCUUCGUCGAUCGUUUCCGAUUGAGAACCACAUGGAUGACCAUCAGCAAUGCGCAGAUAAGCACAUCAUGCCUAUCUAA
Thelazia callipaeda (thelaziosis nematode) is the source of this 3024-nucleotide messenger RNA. Lineage: Eukaryota; Metazoa; Nematoda; Chromadorea; Rhabditida; Thelaziidae. The record is from the annotation of a GenBank genome assembly.